Molecule: messenger RNA, 2652 nt
Organism: Plasmodium cynomolgi strain B
Lineage: Eukaryota; Apicomplexa; Aconoidasida; Haemosporida; Plasmodiidae
Product: nuclear protein
Exons: 2
Coding region: 1-2652 (883 amino acids)
Biological process (GO): nuclear envelope organization
Cellular component (GO): nuclear envelope
Molecular function (GO): protein-membrane adaptor activity
Source: RefSeq, a predicted model, not a curated record
AUGUCCGCAAACGCGAGCAACGCAAGCGGCAACCCCAGGGGGAGGGGUGGCAGAGGGAACAAACUCUCCAAAAAUAGCCACAUUGCCCAGAAUGCCGCUAGCGCAGCGAACAGCGGUAAUAGUGGUAACAUCGGUAAUAGCAGUAAUAGCGCAAAUAACGCCAGCGCUCAGAAUACCCUGCAUGGAUUGAACCCACCGAGUCACAAAUCCUUCGUGGAGAGCGAAAUCUCGGACACCGGCCUCCCGGCCACAGAUCGCUCAGACGAUAACAACAGCACGAUCGACAAUGACGAGCGGAACACACUAAUACAGGUGCUGCACAGCUAUGAAGACUUCCAGAAGAAAAAUAUGCACUACGGGAAGGUAAACCCAUACAGAAAAAGGGAGUCCCAAUUAAGCAAGAUGAAAAAGACAAUAGUCAAGUUAUUUACCAUCAGUGACAUACGCCUAGACGAGAGUGACCCCAAUAAGAACGUAGAUAGCAGUACCUAUGGAAAUAGUGUUUCUAAAAAGAGGAGGAACAAAGCGCAGGGUUCGAAUUUCCUAACCAGCAGAGCAGCAAUGUGGAACGAAGUUGAAAAAAACGACGACCCAGAAUACGACUUAAAGUUAGAAAGCUCAAAAAAUAAAUCAAUCCGUGAUAUCGUAACACAUUAUUUAAGUGUCCUAAUAAAUGAUACCAUAAAUGAUAAAAAAGGGAUGACCUACAUAGCCAUUUUGAUGAUUAUUCUGUCCGUGUUGAUUACCUGCAUUUCGGGAGUGAUCACCCUGUUCAGCAACUCAACAGGAGAAAAAUAUAAUUUUAAUUUACACACAACGAAAAAUAAUUAUGAUGAUAUAAAUAAAUUUAUGAAUUAUAUAAAAUUGGGAAAUGAAGAAAACAAUCGGAGUGACAUGUUACGGCUGUACGAACUGCUAGAAGAAUUCAAAACUAGUAUGAACCAAAAUAUGAAUGAAAAUAAGAAUACCAUUUUGAUUAACAAGAAGGAGAAUCAUGCAUUAUACGAAUUAAAUGCUAACUUGGAAAAUAAAUUAAAAGAGUUAGAAAAGAAGCUGCUCGUUAAUACAAAAGAUAUUGACUACUUUAAAAUUCAUUCCAAGAAAGAGGUGGAAAAUUUUAAAAAAAUAUUGCAAGAAAAUUACGAAUCAUUUCAAAACAAACUUAAGGAUUACGUUAAAACGGUCGACACAAUUAAGAAGGAUAUUCAUAAAAAGAAUUCUCUCAUUAAUGAUGUAGAAAAAAAAAUGAACAAAAGCCAAAUGGAUAUUAAGAAGGACGUGUCUGAUCGAGUGGAGAAUGAGAAAAGGGGCCUCCUGAACACCAUCAGCGAGCUACAAAAGAAAAUCCAGUGGAUUGAAUCUAAGCUCGUCUUCCAUGGCUCGAAUUCGCAUGACUCGUUGGAGUUUGAUAGCGCAGCACAGGGAGGAUUGACACACGAAAAUGACGGAGGGGAGGCGCGCGAAAGACAAAUCGAGCAGCGCAUCAACAUGUGGAACGAACAACAUGCAGAUCUCAUGCAGGAUAUACAGAAAGAAUUAGAACUACUAAAAGAGAGUGCAAAAAAAUCGACGAACUUUUUGGAUGAUGUCUUCCCCACAUUUGAACAUAAAAUAUUAAAAAAUGUAGAAAACAAAAUUAAAUACUACCUAGAAAUGUACAAAAAGGAUAUCAUAAACGAAAUCACCGAGUCGAAAGUGAUAUAUAAUGAAGAGAAAUACAAAACCAUGACCAUGAAGCAAGAAAAAAUGCAAUCCGAGUUGUUAAAAACGAUUAGUAGUCAAAUAAAGGCACAAACGAAAAUUAUAAAAGACGACUUGAGUAAGUCUCUACACACCAUGGUAGAUCAGAAGCAAAUAAAAAUUGACAGUGACUAUCCAAUUAAAAGUACCAAAGUCAAUUAUGACUCCCUAGACAUGCUACAAAAAAAAGUGGACGAACUGUACAACGAAUUCAUCUUAGAUUAUAACGAAAUCGAUUGGGCUUUAGAAUCUUUAGGAGCCAGAAUCGUUUACAAAAUGACAAGUUCGCCUCUCAAUCGAAAUGACUUCAUCGAGAAGUUUCUAAAUCAAAUUGCUUCCUUCCUACCGUCAGAAGAAAUAUACGGAAUGAUCAAACCGAUGGGAAAAGAUCCGUCUAUCAUUUUAAAGCCUUCAAAUUUCCCAGGUGAUUGUUUCUCCUUCAAUGGGAGUAAAGGAAAAAUAACGAUUCACCUGCCAGCCACUAUUGAUGUUUCAUCCAUUUCGAUACAACACGUACAUGAAAAUAUUAGUAACAACUCCAAUGCUACUCCCAAGUAUUUUUCAGUUUACGGUGUCGUGGAUUCAAAUUGGCCUGAGCAUUUUGAAUCACAGGAUAUUAACUAUGAUGACUUUAAAAACAGCUCCCUGUACUCUUGCCUCCACUCUGUUUAUGGGAAUUUGCAGCCGAAGGAAAUUCUGGACAAAUGGCUCAAAGGCAACAAAAACCCGGGCCUCGUCCACCUCGGCGAUUUCUACUUCGACCGAAAGAAACGGAUUUCCACCUACCCAACGAAGCACUGUUUCCCGGUGAAGCGAAUAACUUUUGAGUUCACCGAAAACUAUGGCGCGCCUUACACAUGCGUCUACAGACUGAAGGUACAUGGAAAAAGAUGCAUCCGGAAAUUCAAGUAG